GACGGCAUGAGGCUUGAUCCAGUGCAUUUCUCCAUGCUGGUCAUCGGGGUCUCCUUCGCCUGUUACGCCCCGAGUCUCAACUCCCUCCAGGACCAGGCGUACCGAUCAGCCGUGGUCAUCGAGGGCGAGGUGCGCUCCUCCCCGGAGAACGUCUCCUCCCGGGAGCCCUACAGUGUGAAUGUCAAAGUGCUGGACGUGUGGCCCGUCAACAGCGGCGGCCUCGAGAGGGAGCAGCUCGUGACCGUCGGGGACUUCGGUUCCGAGGCCCCGUGCACCACGGUGGAGAAGGACCACAGAUAUAUCUUUUUCAUGGACCCAACCGCCGAGCCCUUGGUAUUCAAGGCAUCGUACGCCCCUGUGGACGCCAGCGAGCCGGAGCUGAAGAAGGAUGUGGAGAGAGUGUUGUGCGAGGACUGCGCCUCUGCUCCUAAGCUUCGGCUGAUGCGAGGCCAGUCACUGGUGGAAGGGGACAAGCUGUACUUGAAGUGCGAGGCGUCGGGGAAUCCCAGCCCUUCCUUCCGCUGGUACAAAGAUGGACACGAGCUUCAGAAAGGCAGAGACCUCAAGAUAAAGACCAACAAAAAAAACUCAAAGGUGCAGAUCAGUCGUGUCCGUGUGGAAGACUCUGGCAACUACACCUGUGUGGCUGAAAACUCACUAGGACAAGAAAACGCCACGAGUAUAAUCAGCGUGCAGAUCUUGACCACCACUACUCCAUCUCCGGGUGUGAGUCACGCGAGGCGCUGUAACGACUCGGAGAAGACCUACUGCGUCAACGGAGGAGACUGUUACUUCAUACAUGGUAUUAACCAGCUGUCCUGCAAGUGUCCCAAUGACUAUACGGGGGACCGCUGUCAAAACUCCGUCAUGGCCGGUUUCUACAAGCUUCUCAGAAUUGAAUUUUUGGAGGCUGAGGAGCUCUACCACAGGCGGGUGCUGACGAUCACAGGCAUCUGUGUGGCGUUAUUGGUGGUUGGCAUCGUUUGUGUUGUGGCCUACUGCAAAACCAAGAAACAGAGGAAGAAGAUGCAGAGUCAUCUACACCAGAACCAGAAUCAGUGUGUGGAGCAACCCACCUGCAUGCUGGCCAACGGGCCCAACCACCCCAGACCGGGUCCUGAGGAGAUCCCCAUGGUCGAUUACAUCUCCAAGAGUGUCCCUACGACAGAGUGUGUGAUCAGCCACGGAGCUGAGGGUGCAGGGAACUACGCAGGCAGCCGAAUGUCGACCCGCUCCCACCACUCUACCACUGCCUCACAUGCUUCCAGACACGAGGAGCAGACGUGGAGCAUGGAGCGAACAGAGAGUAUGAACUCAGACUGCCAGUCAGGUGGGCUGUCCAGCUCUGUGGGAACCAGUAAGUGCAGCAGCCCGGCAUGCAUGGCGAGGAGGGCCGCCCACUGGGGCUGUGCGGACACAUCUGGACCGGGGAUGCAGUAUGGGGAUUCUUACGACUCUCUAAGAGACUCACCUCACAGUGACAGGUAUGUGUCAGCGCUGACCACGCCAGCACGCCUGUCUCCAGUGGAGUUCCACUACCCCCUGUUGCCACCCCAGGUGCCCACCUUUCAGAUCACCUCACCCAACACAAGCCACGCCCUCUCCCUGCCCCCUGCUGCUGCUGCCUACCACAGAGAGGACGACCAGCCGCUGCUACGGUGCCCUGAUGAUGGAAGUUUAUACAGGCAGCCCCGGCGUCCACGGCGACCCUACCUGACGGAGAGCACAGGAAGUCUACCGUCCAGCCCCUACCGCCUCCCUGAUGAUGAGGCUUAUGAGACCACGCAGGAGUACGCCUCAUCACGGGAACCUAUCCGGAGCCGGCGCCGCCCGCGACGCAACCGCCUCAACGGACACAUCUCCCAGCGUUCAGCGGGCCUACGGGACUACAGCUCACAGAGCUUCAGCCAGUCAGAAGAGGAGGAAGAGGAGGAGGAGGAAGAGGAUGCUCAAGGGGAGAGCACACCUUUCCUUAGUAUGCAGAACAUGAACGUGGACCCACCCUUAACGGUCUCGGGUUUCCGUUCGUCCUCUGGUGCGGACACACGGACUCACCGCGGGCUGAGUCGGCCGGGGACACGCAGCAACGGGCAGAGCCGCGGCUCCCAGUCGCAGCGCUCCAAGGCUGACAACAUGCCCCUUUAAGACUUAACCUCUCCCCGACACCCACCCAUACACCCCUGCCACCCCCCCCCCCCACCCCCUCCACCUCACACACCCCCUUCCUCCUACACACAACCAGUGGACUAGAGACCUGCACCUAGGAGAAAUAUUUUUAUUUUGUAUAACAGACAGAUAUUCUAAACAAAUGAAAUAUUUAUUUUCAUUUCAGCAAAAAUUGUCUACUAGCUAACAGCAAAGACUUUUUUUAUAACGGGGGGGAAAUAUUUAUAUGUAAAGUUUUUUGAUUUACAGCAUUAUGAGAGAUGAAAAAAUAAGAGAAUUACGUGCCAAUUUUUUCACGAGUUAGAUAAAUAGAAUAAUAUUGUGGUGCCUUUUGCUGUAUGCUGAAGUCGGAGGUCCCAUUGAGUUUUUGUAGCCUUUCUUAUAAAGACUCCUCGUUUUUAUAGAGACCAACCCUCUUCCUUCCUUUUGCUUUGGUUUUUUCUCUGAUUUGGGAUCUUCCUCUUUUUGAACUGUGAUCUGAUUAUGUCAUCAUGCAAUAUUGAUUCCUCCUGUGUAAAAGGUGUCUGUUUACAUGAGUAUGAUCCAUGCGAUGCGCUCGUUUCACAGGGACAUUUAGUCACUGACGCAACCGGAUGUGUAGGGUAGUUUUCUCGGAUGAUUUUUGGAAGAUUCUUUCCAGAUGAACACACAUCAGUCAUUUCUGUCCUCGUUCGCUGCCUGUCAGUCAUUUGUUGUUAUUUCUGUGAAAACAAGAGUGUUAGGGAGUUUUUGAGGGACAGUGACUCCAGAUUCCUCUGUAGGUGUUCAGGGUGCUGCCAUGGCAUUAGUGGUGUUUGCAGUGUGUGUGUGUGUUUGUGUGCAUGUGUGUGUUUGUGUGCGUGUUUGUGUGUGUGUGUGCGUGUUUGUGUGUGUGUGUGUGUGUGUGUGUGUGUGUGUGCGUGUGUGUGCACCUCAUGAAGCCUCAUUUGGUUGGCGCCUCCGUUCACCUUGGAGGGUGUGGUCUCUUGUUUGACUGACACGCUCCUCCCACCAAUCCUCACGCUGCCAGAAGCUCCAUUGCACUGUAAGAACCUCCCUCAUUGGCCAGGGAGCUGCCGAUCCAAACCGAACCUAACCAAUCCAGUUGUAAUCCAGCCUGACUCUGGCCUCCCGUGGACUGCCCAGCCCGCCCGUUUCCUAUGCCAGCAGCUUAGAGCCGCACUGUGUCUCAGGACUUCCCCAUCACAUCACAGCCAAAAGACUCAAAACAGAGAGAGCACGUCAUCUCAGUCACAGUUCAGUCCGCAGGCCAGAUCCACGUCCCCUCACUCUCCUUCCUGUCCGUCCGUCAGGUUUGUUGUGUUCACACGUGGCCAUGAUUAAGGGAGCGUGGGUAAAAACUCUUGGAAUCAGAAGGGAAAUUCAGUUGCUUUUUUCUUUUUUUACUUCAAAAGGUUGUGUGCAUGUGUGUAAGUGGGCAUGUGUGUAGCUGUGUGUGGGUCACGACGACAACGAUGAUGAUGAUGAUGAUGAUGAUGAUGAUGAUCAAAAAACUUGGAGACCACAUCUGUUCGCUCUGAUGCGGGGACAUAGCUAGGAAUUCUGGGCCCCCUUAAGAGGAGGAGGAUAUCACUCUGGGUUCCCCCCUUUUCUUUUCUUUCUUUCUUUUUUUUUUUUUUUUUUUUUACAAAUAUAAUCCUACUGGAAACUUUCGGGCCCUCUCCAGCUGUGGGCCCCUAGAAUCGCCACCACUUUUCACCCCACUAGCGAUGGCACUGCUCUGAUGGGAAAAAUCGCUUGCGGGUCGCUGCGUGCAGGUUCACACUGCUACAGAGCGAGUUUCUGAGUCUGAUUCUACUUUUUUUCUUUAGCUCACAGCCAAAUGGUGGUAUAUGAUAAUACUGAUUACUGCAUCCUUGAUUUGCAUUCCUAUACCUUUAUUGAUUGAACUUCUUUUGCUUGGUCAUAUUGACUGAAUGAUCUGUUACGUGUCUGUCUCUGUCUGCCCCCCUCCACCCCACAUCACCUGGCCCCUCACCUUCAUGUCUUUCUCACCCCUUUAUCGACCUUCAGAAGCAACUAGCAGAUGGAUUUAGGCCCCAUCUCCAGACGAGUAUAGUGAGCAGCACACUAACAGUAGGCUGAUCAUGUCAGAAACUCUUCCACCUCAAACGUACAUCAGGUUUAGAGACCCUUUCAAGCUCGCUGAGGAAGAUAAUACUGUGUCAGAUACAAUAUAUGUCCCUAUUAGAGUUCAUUUCCAAUAAGUAUAGUUGUUUUUUUUUGUUUGUUUGUUUUCUGUUUUCACACAGGAGAUGCAUGGAUCACAGAUAUAGAAAGUAUCUUAAAAAUGACAAAGAGCCCCACAGAUUCAGGGGAAUCAUACUAGAAAUAUAUAAAAACAUUAUUUGGGUUCUUGGCCCAAAGGUCUGGCUAGUUUUGUCUUACUAUCACUGUAAUCAAUCUGGGAUUUGCAAUGUGGAAAUACUGCAAGUGAGGGUAGUGUGCUUCUAGAGCUAGUUGAAAUGUUAACACCCCCCACCCACCCUCUUUCUCCUCACCCUGCACUCCCCCCUCUCCCUUUACAUACACACAUACGUUUCACACAUACAUACCCACAUCAUACAUAAUGAAGCACACACUGAGACACGCACACACAGGGACAUGAGCCCUCAUAUGACACACACACGCGCACGCACGCACACACACACACACACACACACACACACACACACACACACACGAAACCCUUCCAUGUUUGUGUUUGUCAAGCAGUUUGCCUUUGUCUUUUUUACCUACUGACUCCCUCACUCCCCCCUUUCUCUCUUCCCUACUCCCUUCCCCUUCCCUCUCCCUCCCUCUCCCCUCUCCUCUUACCCCAGCCUCCCCCUGCCCCCCUUCUCCCCCCUGCAUGUCCUAGUGGUACUGGUAGUUGGGUGCAUGGAAAAAGCAGCAAGCAAAUCGUUUUUCCACUCGGUAAAAAAAUAAAAAUGUGUCUUCAUUUCAACAUUCAGCAAUAAAUCCCCUUCUCUUCAUGUCCAUCAUUCUUGGAAUAUGCUAGAAGAUUUUUUGCAAGUUUUAUCAAAAACAUACUACUUGUAAAAGAAGAAAAAUCCAAAACCACCCCUUCAUAUGAAAAAUAAAACUUUAUUCCUACCAUUUUGAAA
Seriola aureovittata is the source of this 5273-nucleotide messenger RNA. RefSeq names its product neuregulin 2b (gene nrg2b). The record is from RefSeq and is a predicted model, not a curated record. NCBI's taxonomy places the organism in Eukaryota, Metazoa, Chordata, Actinopteri, Carangiformes, Carangidae. The transcript is spliced from 12 exons. Gene Ontology annotation, biological process: animal organ development; nervous system development; intracellular signal transduction. Bases 7 to 2145 code for a protein of 712 amino acids. Gene Ontology annotation, molecular function: signaling receptor binding.